AUGAAAAAUUAUUUACAAUUAAUUAAUCAAGAUAUGGAUUUCAAUUGUUCUCAUUUUAAUGAUAUUUUAAAUAAAAAAAUGCAUAUAGUUACAAGGGUAAACAAUGAAAUUGUAGCAUAUUUUCAAUUGGUAGAUUCAAAUUUUUGUGUAUUAAAAGAAAUUUUAAAGGUUGUUAAAAUUUUUCCCAAUCAAGAAAAAGAAAGUAUUGAUAAUAAAGUAUUACUUUUAAAUUUUAAUAGUGUAAACCCUAAAUAUAGAUCUGGAAAUUUAUUUUUUUUGUUGAAUUUUUUUGUGGCAUAUAAAUUUUCAAUCGAAAACAACUAUAGUUAUAUUGGCCAUUUAGUAAAUUUAGAAUCUCCUGCUCAAAUUAUAUUGGAAAAAACAGGUUUUAAAAGAGCAUCUUCAAAAGUUUUUAGAAUUCAAAAUGGUUGGGACUCUUACUUUACAAAUAUAGACACAUAUUUUUUCAUCUCUCUUAAUUUACAAAUAAAUAAAUCAGAAUCUUUAAAAAUAAUAAAUAAUUUAAUAAAUUUAUCAAUAUCGAAUGACAAAAUUAAUUUUUAUAAUUUAUUAAAAAAUAAUAUUUUAUUUAAUAAUUUAAUAAAUAAAAUGAAUUAG
This is a messenger RNA of Dictyostelium purpureum, 618 nucleotides long. RefSeq lists its product as uncharacterized. Lineage: Eukaryota; Evosea; Eumycetozoa; Dictyosteliales; Dictyosteliaceae. The coding region runs from base 1 to 618 and encodes 205 amino acids. The transcript has 2 exons. The record is from RefSeq and is a predicted model, not a curated record.